AUGAAGGAGCAUCGUAGUGAACUGCGACUCCACCCCGUCCUGCUGGCGACGCUGGUAACCACGGUUAUUGUUUGCUUUGCACUUGGUUACCGCCACGGUUCGAAUGCGUGGGAGCAGCAGUUUAUGGCCACAUACAGUGAGCACCAGGGGCGUGAACGGCACGUUGUCGCGAUGCUGGAAAACUGUGACAAUGAGCUUACCAUGCUGAAAGGUAACGUGUCCUCGAAGAACGAGACUAUCAAUUCGAUUAUUUCCGAGAAUAUGGAAAUGGAGAAUAAAAUAUUGAAGUUGACACGCGAGUAUGAUCGAGUAAAUGAUGCGGACGAAAAGUGCCGCACCGAGCUCACCGUUCUUGAACAAGAAUACGGCAAAGGGGGCGAUAUGCCUUCUGCGGCGGUGAAGGGGGCGGAGACUGACCUGCAGACGCUGCGCAACACACUGAACAAGCUGACGGGAGGCGAGGGUAUGCACGGUGUCUUCCUGCACGAGUCACUGAAGAAUAUUCGCCAGACGCACCGACGGCUGUGCGCCUUCCGUCCGGGCUGCACACUUCUCUCCGACGAUUCGCUUCUGGAGAAAUGGAAGGAGGUCAUUUCCGGCGCACCAGUACUGCGGCAGCAAAGGGAGGCAAACACCACACAACGGAUGCUCUGGCGCUACAACGAGGGGGCCCCGCAGGAUAAGGCGGCUAUAUUCCUCCCAGAUAAAGAGGAGGCGAAAGUCCCCACAUAUUUCAACCGCUCUGGUGACUCACCAGUAUUGGUCGGGCAGGAGACAGAUUCUCGCGAGGUUGUGGCAACCGCAGUGGAGCGCAUACAGACCGUCUACGACGUCGCCCUCUGCGCGUACCACCGCAACGACCCUAACGCCAGUGUCUUCUCCACCUUCCGUUGGAACGAGGAUACAGAAAGGAACGCUGCCGCCCUGCAGGACUUGGUGCAAACGCCACUGGUUACCUUCUGCAUGGACUGCGCCCCCUCAGAAAGCAGCGGCGAGUUCUGGCGGACAUGUCAGGGCGCCGCCGGAGAUGACGACUUCUACGGCAAGCGAAACUUCUGGGUGACACGUUCUAUGGUGCGGCCGUGCCCCGACGUGGUGCGUGACGCCAAGAACUACUACACAGGGAACACACUGACUGGUCGCAAGGUUCUGGCCGUUGUGGCGCGCAACUCAGUGAAAGAUUGCUUCACGCACCGUGAUGAACCCCGUGGGAAUCACUUCCUGUAUCUGUUGGCCAACUUUCAGGAGGAGAAGCAGCACCUCGAGAGUCACGUAAGUAACGACACCUUCUUCCAGUGUUCCCCCUCGGUAGCACAGCUCGUGCAACGCAUCACUGAGGUUCUUGAGGAGGAAACGCAGAACGUCAUGGGUAAGGCCUUUGACGCGGUUUACAUCAGUCUGCCGGCUAAGACAUUGCAGGAGCUGAAGGUGCUUGACAGCAAGCCCGCAUGGUGGAGCAUUGCGCACUUCCGCUCAGGGGAGGUUGACAGUGCCCACGAUGAGCUCGUCGACUUGACCAUUGCGAGCCAGGCAUACGGUCUGUUGGUGAGUCCAUUUCUCGCCCCCAGCCAAUAUGUGGUGGAGCGUUUCCUCCUUCUACACAAGCUGCAGCCGAUGAACCGCAUAUGGUUUUUUUAA
Trypanosoma grayi is the source of this 1638-nucleotide messenger RNA. RefSeq lists its product as hypothetical. The record is from RefSeq and is a predicted model, not a curated record. NCBI's taxonomy places the organism in Eukaryota, Euglenozoa, Kinetoplastea, Trypanosomatida, Trypanosomatidae. The coding region runs from base 1 to 1638 and encodes 545 amino acids. The transcript has a single exon.